AAUUGCGUAACAUGAGCACUGAUUUUGAUAUUUCCGAUAUUGUGGCCUCUGACGAUAAGCCGCCGCUGCAGGCUUUUCGCAACAGCAGCUCGUUUGAUAUGCCACAAGGAAGACCGGCAGUACCUUUGGAGGAUCAACAUCCCGGAAAUCAUGUACCAUUGCAAUUACUGAGGAGAGCAAGUGAGACGGUGAACAAGAGUAUUCUGGGCGAUAUCGAGCCGGAAGUCCAGCAUCUAUUGGGCGCAUCCACACCAACCACUGAACGGCUUAAACGCCCUUUGCCUCCUCCUCGACUUCAUGGGUCUGCCAAACUUACAACAUCAUCGAAAAAUAAAGCUAAGCCCAGCGCACAACAACAGCAGCCACAGCCUAACAACAAAGUACUUUCGCAAAGUGACAGCAUGACACAAAACGGCAACAAUGCAACGUCGGACGCAGAAAGUGGCACCCACACUACGUCGUUGCAUACUAAAUUAGACAUACAAAAAUUCUCGGAGGACUACAGUAAUGCUGCCUUUGAUGGUGACAAUGGUGUCGACGGUACCGGCACUGGCACUGGCACUGGCAUUGCCACUGAAGGUGGAAGUGGCGACGCGCCACAAAACGUUGCAACAAUAAUUUUAACACAACCAUCACUAAAUUUAACAAAUGCAACGCAAAAUACCAAUGGUGCGGCAUUUCCAGCACGGGAUGAGGAGUACAAAGGACCCAAAUGGUGGCGUCACUUGGUGGCUCAUUGGUCUCUUGUAUCCGAGCAUGUUGCGAUGUUUGCAAUAUUUCUGGGCCUAUGGUCAAUGACAUGGGUUCUAUUGCGAGAUCUCGCUGUUCCGUCAACGGUCUUUAUGCGUAUAGUGCUGUUGUUUGUUGGUGCGCAGUUGUCGGGAAUUCUGGUGACAUUCCUUAACUUACCGGAUAUGUUGGGUAUGUUGUUCUUUGGCGUUCUCUACGGGAAUGUUGGUUGGGCCAAUUUCGAGGGAUAUCAGGCCGUGGAGCUGUUUUUGAGGGAAAUGGCAUUGGUCAACAUUAUGUUGCUGGCAGGUCUGGGACUAGAUGGUAACUCCUUCAGACGGCUGUGGCUAAUGAUCAUGCGUUUGGCGCUCUUGCCGACCAUAGCUGAGGUGGCGGUACUUGCUUCAUUGGCUCGCUUUACCUUGGGAAUGUCUUGGCUCUGGGGCAUUGCCUUGGGCCUCGUCAUUACCGCAGUCUCCCCCAAUGUGGUCGUCACGGUUAUGCUUAAGCUGAAGGAGGAGCGACUGGGCCUAAACAGUGGCAUACACACUCUCAUCUAUGCAAUGACAACCUGCAACGAUGUUGCCAGCAUAUUUAUGUUUGGCGUCGUAAUAAGUGUCAUUUUCUCCACUGGAUCGUUCUUACAGCAAGUGAUGCAGGGCCCCAUUGGCAUUGGUAUUGGAGUUGUUUUUGGCUAUCUGUAUGGCAUGAUGCUGCAAUAUUUGCCAUCGCGCAACGCGGUUUAUGUCAACAGUCUGCGCUUUGUUUUGACCAUCCUGGGUGGAACCAUAGCAGUCAUGGGCAGUCGAGCUAUUGGGUAUACCUCGGCUGGGGCCUUGGGCUGCGUAUCGAUGGUAUUUAUCGCAAACAUAGGCUGGAAGCGGGAAGAGCACAAGUGGACGCCGCAUCAAGCACUGGUUAAUAAAACCGAUAGUGUGACGAGUCGCUUGGACUUGCUGUGGAAAUUCCUGAAGCCAGUGUCCUUUGCUCUCAUUGGCAAGGAAAUUAACUUUGGUGUACUCGAAGGUCGGGUAAUUGGUUACGGAGCCCUACUUGUGUUGGUCGGAAGUUUGUUCCGCCUGCUCUUUGCAUAUUUAUCAACAUAUGGCGGAAAUCUGUCGAGAAAGGAACGUGCUUACAUUGCUGUUUCCGGUUUCCCCAAGGCAACUGUCCAAGCUGCCCUGGGUCCAGUUGCCUUAGAUUUGGCCCGAGCUGCACUCGCACCAAACGAAUCUCAGCUGGCACUUGCCAGCAAUGUCCUCAUAAUUUCCGUCCUGGCCAUUAUAUUCACUGCGCCUCUAGGAGCCAUCCUAAUGCUGCGUCUCGCACCGCUUUGGCUUAAGCGUAGCGAUAAUAUGGACGAGAAUGAGUUAUCUGCCACACCAGAGACAUUAACUAAUUCGUAUAAAAACUAACAGAUUCAGAUUUUGUAUUGGGUUUUUUCGUGAGACAUUCGAAAAUUGUAUUUUCCCCAGAGCUAGCGAUUAAGUUGAAAACAAACGCUGCGUGUAGAUUGCAAAUAAUCUUAACAUUAUCUCAAGAUUUCCUUUAUGUAGUACUACUUAUAAUCAUAAUUUAUUUUUGAUUGUUAUUUGUUUGUUAAACAUGCUAUAUGUUAUGAUUGUGGAAAUAACACAAAAUUCCGUUAAUUCCAUAUUAUAUACUGUCAUAUAGCUGUCGCAGAAACGACAUGACCUCUGACCGAGUUUUUGUUUGAAAUAUUAAUUAAUAAAUAAAUAAUGGUUGGCCACAUA
Scaptodrosophila lebanonensis is the source of this 2483-nucleotide messenger RNA. It is a transcript of the gene Nha2, whose product is annotated as sodium/hydrogen exchanger 9B1. Bases 12 to 2144 code for a protein of 710 amino acids. Gene Ontology annotation, cellular component: membrane. Lineage: Eukaryota; Metazoa; Arthropoda; Insecta; Diptera; Drosophilidae. The record is from RefSeq and is a predicted model, not a curated record. The transcript is spliced from 11 exons. Gene Ontology annotation, molecular function: antiporter activity. Gene Ontology annotation, biological process: proton transmembrane transport.